This is a messenger RNA of Sphaerulina musiva SO2202, 2502 nucleotides long. RefSeq names its product small oligopeptide transporter. Gene Ontology annotation, biological process: transmembrane transport. The record is from RefSeq and is a predicted model, not a curated record. NCBI's taxonomy places the organism in Eukaryota, Fungi, Ascomycota, Dothideomycetes, Mycosphaerellales, Mycosphaerellaceae. Bases 1 to 2502 code for a protein of 833 amino acids. Gene Ontology annotation, molecular function: oligopeptide transmembrane transporter activity. The transcript is spliced from 5 exons.
AUGCUCGUGGUUGUCGUCGUGGGAACGGUGGUGGUGAUGGUGGUGGUGGUGGUGGUGGUGGUGGUAGGCACUGUCGUCGUCGAUGCGACGCCGUUUGGCCUCUCUACCGUCGCCAGCCAUGAUGAUGAUGAUGCGCCCCCAGGGAAGUGGAAGAGUCUUGGCUACUCACAUGCUAUGCUAUGCGACGCUGUGCCUAUUGAAGGAAUCCGUAGCCUGCAGAAGAACCACCAACAUGACCCAAACCUUCCUGACGAUGAGAUGGAAGCUCUGCAAGAGGCGGCCAAAACCAACAGUCUCGAAAAAGUGGUCGUGGUGGAGACAACCUUCACAGAAGACUCGCCGUAUGAUUCCGUUCGAGCAGCAGUGAGGAAUACCGAUGGCGAGGAGGUUGCAAACACCUUACGAGCCUGGGUUCUGGGGUUCCUCUUCGUCACAGUUGCAGCGGCGGUGAAUAUGUUUUUGAGCAUGCGGUCUCCUGCAAUCACAAUUCCUACCGUGGUCAUUAUGCUUCUGGUGUACCCCGUGGGCUGCUUGUGGGCCAGAGUGAUGCCUGCAAAGACAUUCCACACUUUGGGACUCACGUGGACGUUGAAUCCAGGACCGUUUACAAUCAAAGAGCACGCUGUUGUCACCCUGAUGGCCAAUGUAACAUAUGGCUAUGCAUACAGUACCGACGCCUUGCUCGCAUUGGACGCCAAGCCCCUAUACAAUCUGAGCAUGGGCUGGGGAUUCCAGCUGCUCUUCACGCUCUCGUCGCAGGUCAUCGGAAUUGCCAUUUCCGGCCUAUUCAGACGUUUUCUGGUGUGGCCAGCCGCACUGAUCUGGCCAGCCAAUUUCAGCCAAACCACGCUUCUCUACGCCCUGCACGACAAAAGCUCCAUGGAUCCUGCACAGACCAAUGGCUGGCGAAUCUCUGGCUAUCGAUACUUUGCAUAUGUGGCACUGGCCUCCUUUGUCUGGUAUUGGUUUCCGGGUGUAAUCUGGCAAGGCCUGUCAGUCUUCUCCUUCGUGACGUGGAUUCGACCGAAUAAUGCCACUCUCAAUCAGCUCUUUGGCGGCUUCACGGGUCUCUCCUUGAUACCGCUCACCUUGGACUGGACCUACGUGACGGGCUAUCUCGGCGACCCUCUUCUGUCUCCGACCUUCUCGCAUCUCAACACUCUCGUGGGACUCAUCAUCUUCGUCAUCGUCGCGACCAUCGGUAUCAGCUUUAGUGGCGCUUUGUACACCGAUUACCUUCCCAUCAACACAUCUUCCACAUUCGAUAAUACACAAAGUGCCUACAACGUCACCAAGGUCAUGGGGGCGGGCUUCACAUUCGACGAAGCAAAGUACAAAAGCUACUCUCCACUCUUCCUCGCGCCCACCUUCAUCCUCAAUUAUGGACUGUCGUUUGCAGCUCUCAUGGCAAGCAUCAUCCACACCGCUCUAUUCCACGGCAAAGAGAUCUGGUAUCGACUCCGCGCAGCGCGAAAUCAAGAGCCUGACGUCCACAUGCGACUCAUGGCCAAGUACCGCGAAGCCCCAGACUGGUGGUAUCUGGUCCUCUUCGUCGUGUCCGUCGGUAUGGGACUCGGCACCGUUCUCGGCUAUCCCUCUCAACUCCCCUGGUGGACAUACUUCGUCUCUCUCCUCCUCGCCCUCGUCUUCGUCAUACCCUGCUGUAUGAUUAUGGGCAUCACCAACAUUCUCCUCUCGCUCAACGUCAUCUCGCCCUUUUUAGGAGGUUUCAUGAUCCCGGGAAAACCCAUCGGCGUCAUGAUUUUCAAAGUCUACUCCACCAUUGUGCUCGGUCAAGCACAAACAUAUACUUCUGAUUUGAAGUUUGCGCAUUACAUGAAAAUUCCCCCCCGAACGACCUUCACAUGCCAAGUGCUCGCCACCAUCUGGGCCGCCAUUGUCCAAAUCUCCACCAUGAACUGGACCCUCUCCAGCAUCCCCGAAGUCUGCACCGCCACCCAAAAAGACCACUUCACCUGUCCCAACGGCCGAACUUUUUUCUCCUCCAGUAUCGUCUGGGGCCUGAUCGGACCCAGCAGAAUGUUUGGCAAAAACAGCAUCUAUCACGCCUUUAAUUAUUUCUGGCUAUUAGGCGCUCUCUUACCGGUGGCGUUUUAUAUACUGCUCCGCAGCGUUCCGCGGAAACAUCACAGAGGGUUGAGGUGGUUACAUGCACCGGUGAUGUUGGGGGCGAUGGCGUGGUUACCUCCUGCGACGCCGUUGUCGUUUAGUAGUUGGGCCAUCGUGGGGCUCAUCUUCAACCAUGUCAUCAAGAGCAGGUUCGGAGGGUGGUGGUCACAUUAUAACUAUCUCACCGCCGCGGCGCUCGACUGUGGGUUGUUGAUUUCGACCGUAGUAAUCUUCUUGGUGAUUACCUUGCCCAAUGCAAAGGUACCGCAGUGGUGGGGAAAUGUCCAAGUGUUCGAGACGAUGGAUUCAAUGGGGACGGCGGUGAGGAAGACUGUGGGAGAUGGAGAGACUUUUGGACCGGCGGCGUGGUGA